This is a messenger RNA of Debaryomyces hansenii CBS767, 1365 nucleotides long. RefSeq lists its product as uncharacterized. Gene Ontology annotation, cellular component: fungal-type cell wall; plasma membrane. The transcript has 2 exons. Gene Ontology annotation, biological process: fungal-type cell wall organization. The record is from RefSeq and is a predicted model, not a curated record. Lineage: Eukaryota; Fungi; Ascomycota; Pichiomycetes; Serinales; Debaryomycetaceae. The coding region runs from base 1 to 1365 and encodes 454 amino acids.
AUGUAUAGACUUCAAACGUAUUUAAUUGUUUCCUUUAUCAUUGGAUUAGUUCUCAGUAUUAGUAUUGCAGAAGAAACUCAAACAAUUUCGACUAACAUUCCUUCAUUAAAAGCUAUUAAUGAAAAGCACCUAAAGGGAUUUGAUAAUCCUUCUAAUCUGUCAAAUAGCGAAGAUAUCGAAGAUUCAUACGACAAUCAUAAUCCUGAUGAAAAGAUUCCUGAGAAAUGCUCUAAAGAAAUUAACCAUAUCGAAAGUUCAGCAGAUAUGAAUAAUAUUAGAGAUUGCAAAAUUAUUACAGGAGAUAUUGUUAUCAAUGACUAUAAGGAACCUAUUAUUGAGUUCGGUGAUAUUAUGAAUAUAUUCGGAAAUUUAGAUAUUCAACGUGCUUCAAGCUUGGUUAGAAUUGAAGCAGACAAUGUCCAUAGAAUCGGAAAUAGGUUCAUAUUGAAAGAUUUAACUUCACUUAACUCAAUUUCUUUCGCAUCAUUACGGUAUGUCAAAAUAGUUGAUUGGAAAGUGUUACCCAUAUUGAAUGUUGCCCACUUCGGGAAUGCAAUAAAAGAAACCGAGAGUGUAACUGUUUCUGAUACCUCACUAGUUGAAUUUCCUGGAUUCUUAUCUAAUAAGUUAGAAAUAUUAGAUAUAAAUAAUAAUCGAUAUCUAGAAUCUAUUUAUUCCAAUGUUGAAAAAAUUACUGGAAGAUUGCACAUAGCUGCCAACUCAAGAGAUGUACGAGUUUCAUUGCCAAAAUUACAGUCUGCUAAGAAUGUAAGCAUUCACGAGGUUUUAGAUCUUGAUUUAAAUAAUCUUGAAGAAAUUGAGUCAUCCAUUAACUUUGUUAAUAACCUUUUUAUCAAUUUAAGUUUGCCCGUCCUUAAAUCUAUUGGGGGUACUUUGAGCUUAUUGAAGAAUGAAAAUCUUGGUAAGGUUGAAUUUCCAAAUGUAACAGAAAUUGGGGGUGGAUUAAUGAUCGUUAAUAACACCAAAAUUGAUAAAAUUAAUUUUUACCCUAAACUAACAAUUAUAGGUGGAGCCAUCGAAUUAGUAGGUAAUAUUAAAGAGACAAACUUGAAGAAUUUAAAAUUAGUUAAAGGAAGUGCGAAAAUAAAGUCCUCUGAUAGUUCAUUUGAUUGCACUAAAUGGACCAAAAGUGAACUUAGUUCAGUAAUUAGAGGAGGUAAAAUUGAAUGUAUUAAUGCCAACAAUGAAAGAAUAACCGCCGAUACUCCGACAGAAGGGGGAAAUAACGACACCGCAGAUAAUGACGAGCACAGCGUAAAACUAGCUUCGAAAGGUGUGAACUUAAAUGCAACAAGGAAUUUGAAAUAUAUUUUACUUUUAUUCAUUUUGAUGCUUAUCAAUUAA